This is a messenger RNA of Suillus subaureus, 612 nucleotides long. RefSeq lists its product as uncharacterized. The record is from RefSeq and is a predicted model, not a curated record. Bases 1 to 612 code for a protein of 203 amino acids. The transcript has 4 exons. NCBI's taxonomy places the organism in Eukaryota, Fungi, Basidiomycota, Agaricomycetes, Boletales, Suillaceae.
AUGGUUUGCCCCUUUGCAUUCUUCCUACGUCACUCGAAGAGCAACAAACAAGUCGUUUUCGACCUAGGGAUUCACAGAGACAUAAAAGGAUUUGCACCUGCCGCAACAGAAAGGUUCUCGCCUGUCGUAAAGCAGACGGUGGCAGACGUCGGAGAUCCUUCCCCAUUUACCACAGCCGAGUUUGUCCUCGGGGAAGGAUCGAAGAAAGCUUUAGCGGACCCUGGAUCCUGCCACAAUCCUGAAGUCUUUUCAUCCGUUCGUGUACCGGAAGACCGUCUACGCUUCAUUACAGUUUCUGACCUAAACGUGGCAAUCGGUCCCUACCCCCGCGCAAUGGAUAUUUUCGGUGACGGUAGCAUGUAUAUCAUUGACGCAUCAGGGCAUGUUGACGGGCAUAUUAACAUUCUUGCGCGCACUUCCCCAGAUGGUGCUUGGAUCCUGCUAGGUGCGGAUUCGGCUCAUCACCCUGAUCUGAUCACUGGGAAAAUAAUGAGGUCACUGUUAGAGGUCCCGAGGGUGCAGGUUCUAAUUGCACAUGAUAUAUACUGGUACGAAGAAAACAAGGGCAAAGAAGUCUUCUUACCGCACAUAAUACUGCCGCUCGUACAAUGA